This is a messenger RNA of Dioscorea cayenensis subsp. rotundata (Guinea yam), 693 nucleotides long. RefSeq lists its product as uncharacterized. Lineage: Eukaryota; Viridiplantae; Streptophyta; Magnoliopsida; Dioscoreales; Dioscoreaceae. The record is from RefSeq and is a predicted model, not a curated record. The coding region runs from base 1 to 693 and encodes 230 amino acids. The transcript is spliced from 5 exons.
AUGACAUUACAGUUAGCUGAUCAUUUAGUUCAUCAUUUAAAAGAUAUAAUAGAGGAUAUUUUGGUAAAGGUUGAUAAGUAUAUUUUUCUUGCAGACUUUAUAGUGCUUGACAGUGAUGAGGAUGUGGAUUUACUACUAAUUCUUGGGAGACUAUUUCUACGAACUUCCAAGGUACUCAUUGAUAUGGACGGAGGUGAGAUGAUAUUGCGCAUUGAAGAUGAGAAGCUCGCAUACUACCUCACUGAAGAAUUUUUCCAUCCUGUUCCAUUUGAGGGGUGGCCUAAUAUUGAGCAGGAGGAGAUGGGCCCACAUGUAAGGAAGUAUUCCACCUUUAUUAACCUCAAUGAAAUAAGGAACAAGUACGUCAAGCUAGUGAUGAAUGACACUAUACCAAGAAAGUGGCUUAGAAGCACUCGCUCAGUUUGUGACCCAUCUUCGCUUGAAGAGUUGGAGGUUGUGAUGCCAGAGCCCAGCAGCGGUUCUAACGCCUUCGAAACCUCAAGUUCGAGCGAGCAUGACGUACCCAAGGUGGGUGAGCUCGCUCUAAAUCAUAGUGUGCAAAUAGAGAAAGUCGAGUUGGCUGGGCACUCUGGUACUAUCAUUGUGCCCCGUGAUGUUCUUGCUAUGGAUAACAUGAAUAUACCUGCAGGUUGGACGACUGAGUAUGGUGGCCUUGGACGAUCCAUCUUGUGA